AUGGGACACCUUGCAGUUCUAUUUUCUGUAUUUCUCUUCGUACAUUCAUGGGAUCAAGCAAUCGGGGCUGCAGGACUUUGUGGAUCAGGACUUGAGUUCCGGUGCGAUGACGGUUGGUGCGUGUCGCGGCUGGAGGUGUGCGACGGGCGACCUCAGUGUGACGAUGGGUCUGAUGAACGAGAAUGUGAUGAGCGGGUUUGUAAGAGUGGAGAGUUCUUCUGUGAUGAUGGGCACUGUGUGUCCGUGCUGUUCCUCUGUGACGGGACAGACCACUGCAGCGACGGCAGCGACGAGAGGUCUUGUCCGAACUGCACCUCGGGCUUUCGCUGCGCCGCGUCGGGGUGGUGUCUGUCCCAACAGCAGCUGUGCGACGGACAGAGCGACUGUGAAGACGCCCGGGACGAGGAUCCGCUUCUUUGUGCGUCGCAGACCACUUCCUGUGCCGCCUCAGAGCUCCAGUGCAGAGACGGACGGUGCAUCCAUCACUCCUACAAAUGUGACAACACGAACGACUGCAGCGACGGCAGCGACGAGGAAGACUGUGAUGUGAACGAGUGUCUGUUGAAUAACGGCGGCUGCCCGUCUGUGUGUGUGGACGAGCCCAGAGGCUUCCACUGCGAAUGCCCCAACAACACGAGGCAGAGGGGGGACGGCCACUGUGAGGAAAUGAACCCGUGUCUUGAAGCUGACGUGUGUGACCAGUUGUGUUCUUACUCAGAGGACCAUCUGAGCUGCAGGUGUCAGGAGGACUAUGAGGAGGACCAUCAGGAGGACCAUCAGGAGGGCACUGCUGCAAGGGCCUGCAGAGCUAAAGGUUACUGUGGAAGAACAACCCUUCAUUCAUACAAGUUAUAG
Molecule: messenger RNA, 855 nt
Organism: Knipowitschia caucasica
Lineage: Eukaryota; Metazoa; Chordata; Actinopteri; Gobiiformes; Gobiidae
Source: the annotation of a GenBank genome assembly